Ipomoea triloba (trilobed morning glory) is the source of this 756-nucleotide messenger RNA. RefSeq lists its product as uncharacterized. The record is from RefSeq and is a predicted model, not a curated record. Bases 142 to 528 code for a protein of 128 amino acids. Lineage: Eukaryota; Viridiplantae; Streptophyta; Magnoliopsida; Solanales; Convolvulaceae. The transcript has 3 exons.
AGUAAAACAGUAAAGAAGGAAGAUUAAUUUUGGAACUUAUACAAAUUUAUCUCGCUUCGACUCUAUUCAUUCCUCUACGAUCUACGCUUCUUCGCAAUCCUUUUUUUGCAUAUUUCUUAUCGAUUCGAUUCAGAAGAAGAAAUGGCAGAACUGAAGAAGAAGCAGGGCGGUUUUACCAAGGUCAACCAGCUUCGCCCUUUGGAUACUGGGGUUAGCCUCACUGUAAAAGUUGUGAGUUCAAAGCAGAUCGCCCAGAGAGGCAGGCCGCAGGGCCGUUUUGCCGAAUGUUUGGUGGGAGAUGAGACUGGAAUGGUUAUCUUCAGUGCCAGAAAUGAUCAAGUGGACUUGAUGCAAGAGGGCAAUACCAUUGUGGUUACAAAUGCAAAAGUCGACAUGUUCAAGGGAUCGAUGAGGCUUGCCGUGGAUCGCUUUGGGCGUGUUGAAAUCACAGAAGCUGCGAGUUUUUCUGUGCCAGAAGAUAUCAACAUGUCCUUGAUUGAAUUUGAGCGCAUAGAUGUUGUUGUGUGAUAAGACGAGGUUAGACGGCCUCCUCUUAUGGAGACUUGAGAGUUGAGAACCUCAUCGGAAUGUUUUGCUUGAGUAUUUUCACUCAAAUACUACUAGAAGUUUGUUUUGUUUUUUUUUUUUGAACUUUUACUUAAAACUUUUAUAGUGGGAGUUUAUUUCAAUUUUUGUAGACUGGCAUUUCACUGCCUUUUGCUGUUAAUGUUCAAUCUAUCUUGCUACCUUGUUCAA